Rhododendron vialii is the source of this 2762-nucleotide messenger RNA. RefSeq names its product F-box/FBD/LRR-repeat protein At1g13780-like. The transcript has 4 exons. Lineage: Eukaryota; Viridiplantae; Streptophyta; Magnoliopsida; Ericales; Ericaceae. The coding region runs from base 1123 to 2514 and encodes 463 amino acids. The record is from RefSeq and is a predicted model, not a curated record. Gene Ontology annotation, molecular function: protein binding.
CAGUAAUGUGUCAUUCGAGUUGUUAAUGCCAAUAUAUCCAGGUUUAGGAAGUAUUUUUGCUUCAAGUUUCAGUUGAUGCUUGGUUUGGAUCUAAGUUAUACAUGGAUCUUGUGCAAGUAUCUGACACUUAUUCCCUUGAUAGUAAAGUAUCUGAUACGGCUACCUCAUAUACAGUCGGAGUCUGUAGAACAUAAAUACUAAUAAGAAACUACCUAGCAUAUUUUACGGCUGAUGUUGGCAUUGGCCAUAAUUGCACUCUAAAAUACUACAAAUCAUUUUGUUGAACAUUGUUUGUAAUGUGAUAGUAAGCGUAUGGGCAGAAUAACGAGUUCCAGUAGUUCUGGCCCCUUCCUAAACAGAAUGCAUCUUUGGUAGUAACACCAGAUUUCCAUUUAUUGGCUCAGUUGCACUCUCAUACAUCCGCAAAACUCAACCAUGAUUAUUGAUAUACUAAGAAACAAAGGCGACUCCCUUUGGCAAAACCAUACCCGAAGGCCCACAACGAACAAGUGAAAUCAGAUCUCUCAGUGACAAAACUGAAUCUUAUUGCAGCAGAAGGGAGCAAAGUUUAACUAGCAUUCUACAUCAGGAAGGCUCGCCGCUCCGGCGUCCAAUGCAAGAACCAAAUCGACACCCUCAAGAAGAAGCACAAGAUCGAGAAAAACGUCUAGUGCGACUGGCCCUUCUUUCUCCAACUCGACCGGCUCAUUGGUCCCUCCUACAAACCCUCGCUGCCCCAACUGCCGGAGGAGCUGCCUCACUAGACGGUUCCCGUGGUCCCUGGUCGAAGCGGCCGGUGUUGGCGCUGUCUUUGGCGAUUGUGAGGAGGAAUUUCUUGGCACCAGCGGCUGUGGCAGCGGCCUGAGGCGGAGGGGGAAGGAUCGGAGACGAUAGAGAAGGGUGGAGGAGGCGAGGCAGAGGCAGAUGGUGGAGCUGGAGAAACUGAGGAUGCGCAGGUAGCAGGGGAGAAGGGGGUGGGAUUGAGUGUGGCAUGAUCUUUUGGUUUGUGGUAAGAGGGGCACGUGUCGUCUUUUGAGGUUGGGACAGAGAGCUGGAACAGUGGGUUUGGGGCAGAGGAUCUGAGUCCUUUCCCAACUGCUACUUGUACGAGCAAAGAAUGCAAUGACUUCAACCUCAAACUAUGGGAAAUUGUUUAGGGGGAAACAACAUUGCAUGAGAGGAGAUAGGAUCACUAUCUUGCCUGACUCCGUGUUAAUUCACAUUCUCUCUUUCCUUCCAACAAAAUACGCAGUUAGAACCUGCAUUCUCUCGACAAGGUGGAAGCACAUCUGGGUUUCUGUACCCAAUCUGCACUUUUUCUUCAAGGAUUGGCAUUGUUCUGUAUUCUCAGACUUCAUUGAUCGCGUGCUUUUCUUUCACGAAUUGCCACGUAUUCAGAGAUUCUCUCUAGAAUGUGCUGGAGUUGAUCUGAACCGUCUGAACACUUGGGUAAGUGUUGCUGUCAGACGUGGAGUUCAAGAACUUUGUAUCAAUGUUCAGUACACCAGUGAUUGCAUAAUCUUGCCGCCGACUCUAUUUACUUGCACCACACUGGUGGUCUUCAAACUACGUUCUGUGGUUCAAAUGAAAAUCCCUGGCCUAGUUCGUUUUCCGAAUCUUAGGGUCCUCCACGUGUCCCUUCAGUUCCCGUUUGGAGACAUGAUUCAAAAGCUCUUCUGUAGUUGCCCUGUUCUUGAAGAUUUUUCCAUCGGAGGAUACAUUGAUAAUAGCGAAGCCCUGGCUUUCAACAUCUCCACGGUUGCUCUAAAGAAGUUAGAGAUAGAUUUCAAUGAAGUUCAGGGUUUUGAAUUUUCAGACAAUGAGUUUGUUAUCAAUGCCCCAAUUCUUGAACAUGUUACACUCCGAGAUAAUUACUUUGCUCUAUAUCGGCUAAAGAAUUUGUCUUCAUUAUUCAGAGCAGACAUUGAUGUUGGGGUUGAGGUUGGCUGCACAGAAAUUGAUGGAUGGAAAGAACGUGCAAAUCAAGUAUACGAGCUCCUCAAAGGAAUCUCCAAUGUGGAGUAUCUUACUCUAGGUGCCCGUACCAUGUGGGCCCUUGACUAUGCCGAUGAUAAUAACCUGCCUUUGCUGCUCCCUAAUAUAACCCAUUUGAAGCUACGUGUUGGCAAUUCAUCUAGCUGGAAACGGCUUACUUACUUGCUCAGUUGCAUGCCAAAUUUGGAAAAUCUGGUAUUGGAAGUGAGCGCUAAGAAGGAAUUUGAACUUCACAACCAUCUAAAUCUCGCUGCGGAACCAAAUUGGAUUGAUCCAGUUCCAGAACAGACACCAGCUUGUUUGUUGCUCCACCUUAAAGAAAUAGGACUCACAGGAUUUACGAGCCAGAUUUAUCAUCUAAAUCUAAUUAAGUAUCUACUGGAAAAUGCAAAAGUGUUGAUCAAGAUGGCUAUUAGUACUUGCAAUUUAGCUGUGGAAGAAGACGUUGAGUUUCUCAGGCAUCUUGUAACAUGCCGAAGGGGUGCCCUGGCAUGUACCAUUGAACUUUCUCGAAAAUAGAUUGUCCUCGCAUAAUGCUGGCCUUUUUGACGUUACAACUCUAGUUUCUGUCAAGCAAGUACUAGCUUGGUAGCUUCUUUAUCUUCGUUUCUCUUUUGCCUAUUGCACUUUUAGUACCUUUGUUGAUGGAUGUCAAUUUUUUUGUUCAAAACCAAUCUCUUAGUUUACGUCUAUGAUUGCCUGAUGUAGUUGCCGGUUUUGAAAUACGAUUAUCACAUAAAUGUGCAUUACUAUGGAUUUGGAAUCCC